CACCAAGCGCCCAAACAACUGGGCCCUGUGAGGAGACACGAUGUUGAGCAGGCUCCAGGAGCUGCGCAAGGAGGAGGAGACACUGCUCCGUUUGAAGGCGGCACUGCACGACCAGCUGAACCGGCUCAAGGUUGAGGAACUGGCCCUCCAAUCAAUGAUUAGUUCCAGAAGAGGGGAUGAGAUGCUGCCUUCUCAAGCUGCACGUGAACAGUCACACGAUAUGUCGGUGCAUGUAGACAAUGAAGCAUCAAUCAACCAAACUGCAUUGGAGCUGAGCACAAGGAGCCAUGUGACAGAAGAGGAGGAGGAGGAGGAAGAAGAAGAAUCAGAUUCCUGAAGUGGGGAAAGAGCCAGGAUUAGUUAUACAAAUUAAAUUUCAAAGUCUCAGAAACUUCCAAAUAUUCUUGCCAUGGGCCCUCCAGCCUGCUUUAAAGAGAGCAAGAACUUCAGGAGGAUGUACACUUGCGAAACUGGUUCCAUCAAUAAUUCAAGUUUCAGAAUGCUUUACCAAAAAUUAGCAGCACGGGGAAAAGUAAAGAUGCAGUGUCUGAGCAUUGAGCAAUAUGGGUGGUGCUGUGUCUGCAUUCUGGUCAGAUCCAGUAAUUGUGUUCAAAACAGAACAUUUCCUCUGAAGUGCUAUUGAGAAAGUCUGACAUUUGCCAAAAGGGCAGAGUGUAAGUACAAGCCAGCCUUUCCGAUCAACAGUGCCUCUUGUAAGCAAAUCAGUGUCAGGCUGUUUGCAUACCAUUGUACCCUUGUAAGCAUAGCCAAAGUCUAGGAAAGAAAGAAGACAAGGAGGACAGAAGGCCACUUGAGAGCACAAGCUUUUGCCACUUCUCAGUGACGUCCUGAAACACUGCCCACUACGGACUGUUUUGUGUGGCUGUCAUCCCAUCUAGGUUGAGACUCCACUGAUAAAACGUGCUUAGAAAUAAAGGAGAUGAGUAGACAUCGUGCAGCCGCUGGUUUCCAGAUAGCAAUAGGGAAAUGGAUCAGUUCCUCCUCCCGGGAAGGAGUACGGCAGGAUGGUUUAAAACGCACUUCUUCGCUUAGGAGGAAAUGUGUCAUUAGGGAAGGAAUCAGCGUGCUUGGGGGAUUGGACUUUUAUAAUAAAGAGAUGAUAGUCACA
Molecule: messenger RNA, 1129 nt
Organism: Phyllostomus hastatus (greater spear-nosed bat)
Lineage: Eukaryota; Metazoa; Chordata; Mammalia; Chiroptera; Phyllostomidae
Gene: SNAPC5
Product: small nuclear RNA activating complex polypeptide 5
Exons: 3
Coding region: 41-337 (98 amino acids)
Biological process (GO): transcription by RNA polymerase II; transcription initiation at RNA polymerase III promoter
Cellular component (GO): nucleus
Source: RefSeq, a predicted model, not a curated record